Anthonomus grandis grandis is the source of this 659-nucleotide messenger RNA. RefSeq lists its product as uncharacterized. The coding region runs from base 179 to 517 and encodes 112 amino acids. The transcript has 2 exons. The record is from RefSeq and is a predicted model, not a curated record. NCBI's taxonomy places the organism in Eukaryota, Metazoa, Arthropoda, Insecta, Coleoptera, Curculionidae.
GUAAAUGAUGAAAUUUUCAAUAUUUGUCACCAUUAAAUAUGUCCUAAUAGUUGUUUGGUUAUACAACACUUUGUAGGCUCCUUCAUGGUCGAAACUUAUAAAUAGGUUUCAACCACUUUCGCUUUCCUUCUUGGGGCCAAAUAAGUGAAUAAAAGUCACAUGUGUGCAUGUACCUACUAUGAUAUUUAUUAAAAUGAAGAAUUUUAUUGUGUGUACGAUAAUAGCAAUUCUGUUGCUUCCCAACCCAUCUAGGAGUGAUCCGUUGACCCUAGUGAGGGAUUUGGUGCAGUUCAAUGUGGCCGGACAUCCGGUUUUGCACAAAGAGGUGGAGUGGCCCUUCGAUCCGGAAGUGGGUAUCAGACGUUCCAGACAGUAUCAGGAAUUGAACGGACCAUUGGGCGAAUGGGCCAUAGAACGAUUGGGCUUGGGUAUAGACGGUUACGAUCGCGAAAGAUUGGCGAAACAACGUGCCCGAGACGAGGGACAUUUGAACGGGAUCGAUUAUUUGACACCUUAAUUUUUUUUAUUUAUCGUUCUGUUCCUAGAGAUAGUUUAGGUCAUUUUGUAUAUAUUUAUAUAUAUUUUUCAAGCAUUUAGGUUAAGUAGAGGUUUAGUAGGUUAAGUAUGUAGUUUGGUACUAAUAAAGUCAUUUAUUAUUA